Molecule: messenger RNA, 1234 nt
Organism: Bursaphelenchus xylophilus (pine wood nematode)
Lineage: Eukaryota; Metazoa; Nematoda; Chromadorea; Rhabditida; Aphelenchoididae
Source: the annotation of a GenBank genome assembly
AUGCCCAAAUCAGGUAAGUGAGACGGCAAUCAAUGAUCUCAGUCACCAUUAGGCUCUACUGAUCAUAAAAAAGAAAAAGAUGGAACUGGCACUGGCACCGGUAAUGCAGGUAGUACGUAAGUCACCUUUAAACAAUUAAGCUAUCUUUUAGGGAGAAUGCUGGCUCUGAGUUGAAGAAAUCGUCGAAGUCAAGUCGGAUAUCGAAGGCAAAGAAGGCCUCCGGCGAGACAAUGUCCAAAGAAGGGUCGGGAAAGUCAUCUGGUCGAUCGAAGAAGACCAUAAAGGCUCCAGAUGAAGACAAGUUCGAUAAAUUAAAGAAAGAACUGGAACAAGAAAGAAAGACCGAUAAGGAAAAGGAAAAGAUCAAGUCGAAUAAGGAAAAGGUAUACGGUAAUUUUAAAAAAAAUUGUUUAGAAGUCCAAGAAGUAUAAUCUCGAUAAAACUCAAUGGGAAAAUACGGAAUGGAAAUCACAAUACGAUAAAUAUCUGAAAGGUAAUGAAGGUCAUAACGAUGAUUGUAACGGUAGUGUAGGUGAAUUUCCGGAUGAGGAGAACAAAAAAAAAUCCGAGACUUCCCAGCAGCAGUCGAUGAACAACAACAAUCUCCUUGCCUCUCAUUAUGUGCCUGGAGAGAACUUCCAAGGGGCCAAAGAAAAGGGUGCUUAUCUUCUCGACUUCCCUCUCUUUUCUCUGAUCCUUUCCGUUAUCGAGUUUGUAAGUCAUCCCAAGGAAUAAUCAAAACUUUCGUUUAGAUUCUGUAUCUGGUUCUCUUUAUUUUGGCGAUUUUAACGGCAGGAGAACAUAUUUUUAUCGUCAUCAUCUUUCUCGUGAAUUCGUUGGUCUUGAUGAUUUUAACUGUGGCCUCUGCUUUGGUCCAAUAUCGCCGAUGGCAUGUGAAAAGUGAUGUUGAUUUGAAUGGACACCUCGAGUUUACAAUCAAACCAUCGUUCAGAAGAAUUGUAAGUGUCGAAUUCUAAAUGCAAAACUCUGUUUCCAGUAUGCUUCAUUCCACUUUGGUCGUCUUUGGAUUUCGUUUUCUUGUACCUUUACCUUGUUAUAUUACAUUGUAAAUGGUGACAAGUUGACCGAAUUACACACGGUUUCCUUCUACUCCCAGUCUCCCAUCGGAUUGUUGACGGCCUUGGUCGUCAGCCUGCUGGCUGAAGUUUUCAUUCUAGUCCAACUUUUUUUCUUUUUCAAAAAUCGGAUGACCAUUACUUCUUGCCGAAAAUAA